Messenger RNA from Sporisorium graminicola, 2436 nucleotides. RefSeq lists its product as uncharacterized. Gene Ontology annotation, molecular function: molybdenum cofactor sulfurtransferase activity; molybdenum ion binding; pyridoxal phosphate binding. The coding region runs from base 1 to 2436 and encodes 811 amino acids. The record is from RefSeq and is a predicted model, not a curated record. NCBI's taxonomy places the organism in Eukaryota, Fungi, Basidiomycota, Ustilaginomycetes, Ustilaginales, Ustilaginaceae. Gene Ontology annotation, biological process: Mo-molybdopterin cofactor biosynthetic process. The transcript has a single exon.
AUGCCAACAGGAGAAGGAGAUGUGGUUCAGAGCGUCGCACGCAUCCGCAACGAUCAAUGCCCGCAACUCAGCGACGCAUGCUACCUAGAUGCGGCAGCCGCUCCUCCGUUCCCUUCUGGGUUGGUCACAGCUGUAGCACAGGAUCUUACCGGCAAGCUUCUGUCCAACCCCCACUCCAAGUCUCCCUCGGCCAUCUCGACUGCAGACCAGAUCGCUGCUACACGCGUUCGGGUCAUGCGCGAGCUGUUCGGCAUUCACAACACACACGACUGGCACCUCAUCUUCACUUCAGGCACCACAGCUAGUCUAAAGCUUGUUGGCGAAUCUUUGGACUGGACUUCCUUCACUCAGUCGAGAACGGCCAAAUCCGGAUUCUCAUAUCUUGUCGAGAGCCACACCAGUGCUGUUGGGAUCAGAGAUUUCGCAGCACGCGCAGGCGUGUGCAGCGCGAGCGUUACUGAGGUCGACAUGGUUAGCGUGGCUCAGGAAGGAUUGGUGGUGUUACCUCUGCAAUGCAACGCGACGGGCAAGAGGUACGUCGACUCGAUGAAGCAAGUUUGUCGCUCAAAAACGGACAACGCGCUUGUAUUGGUCGAUGCUGCCUCGUAUCUGUCCUCCUCUCAACGCUUUGACCUCUCGCAAGUAUCUGCGGAUGAAACACCAGAUAUGGUCGCAUUCUCUUUCUACAAGAUUUUUGGCUACCCAACCGGUCUGGGAGGUCUACUGGUCAAGACAUCAGCAGCUCCUCAAUUGAAUCACAAAACAUAUCAGGGUGGCGGCACGGUCGACUCGAUUCUCGCCGAGUCGCAAUGGACGAAGCCGCGAAAGGACUUUGAAGCAAGGCUCGAAGAUGGCACGGUCAACAUACACGGCAUUCUCGCUGUCAACACUGCGCUCGACUUCUAUCGCAAAGCCUUCGGGCCAUGGGACCUGCGUGCUGGGUACGUCGCUGGUCUUCGUAGCAACUUGAUCCAGGCGAUGCGAAGCAUGACGCACGGCAAUGGCAAUCCAGUCAUUCGGCUCUAUCGAGGCCGCGAUGGCGGAGCCGAGUUCGGUCCGAUUGUCAACUUCAACGUUCUCACCGCCAACGGCUCCAUCGUCCCACCGCAGGAAGUGGACCGACUAGCAAGCAUCAGCAACAUUCACCUGCGCAUGGGUCGACACUGCAACCCUGGCUUUGUCACUACACAGCUCGGUGUCACAGCGGAACAGAUCAAGCAAGAGUACGCUGAUGGCGUCGGAUGCGACGAUGCGGGCGAUGCUGGCCUGGAAGGCAGUUCGAAGGCUUCGGCUUCCUUGCGCGCCAGCUUGUGUCUGCUAAAUACCGAUGAAGACGUCGAACGACUUGUUGGGUUCCUCGCGCGAUUCUUCUUGUCGUCUUCGCCUACCUCGCGUAAGGACUCAGCUUCCAAAGCUACCGUGGCAGAACGACAGUUUGAAUUGGCAAAUAUCACGGUGUACCCGAUCAAGUCGUGUUCGGGUCAAGAUCUCAAAGCCGGAGAAGAGUGGGACUUGACGCGGCACGGACUCAAGUUCGAUCGCGAAUGGAUUGUGAUGAACCUGUCGAACGGCAAGGCCCUGUCCCAGAAGCGCUUCCCAAAGAUGGCGCUUAUCCGGCCUCGGAUCGAUCUGUCCUCUCACACAAUGAUCGUAUCUAUCGCGGGCACGUCUCACUCCUUCACCUUGGACCUCGACGACGAGUCGCAGUACGUCGACAACGCAUCCGGACUCAAACAGGUAGAGAUAUGCGGGAUGGAAGUGCGUCCACGAGCUCAUCGGAACGAGCUGUUGCGAUCGAUGCUGACCGACCUGCUAGGUGUGUCGUGUACGCUGGCAAGGCAGGCAACCGACGUGAGCCGGCACUCGAAACUCGACUCGGGCAGCAAUAAGAUCCCGCUCAUCUUUAGCAAUGAGUCACCGUUCCUGCUGAUUAACUCUGCGAGCGUGGACAACGUCAGCCAGUGGAUCCACCAGGACACCACACCCAGGCAUACAUCUUCGGUCGCGGAGGAGCUGGCCUCGGAUUCGGGCUAUUCGUCCGCAUCGCCAGCUGAAGACAAGAACCGACAGCCACUGAUGCGUGCUCAAGCUGCAAGCUUUCGCGCCAACUUCUUGGUCUCACCCAUCGCUGGCGGUGCAGAGGCUGCGUUUGCAGAGGAUGGGUUCAACAGGGUCGUAUUGGGCGGCAAACACGUUUUCGGUGUACUGGGAGAGUGCAGGCGAUGCCAGAUGGUCUGUGUCGAUCAGUGCACGGGCGAGGUCAGGCCUCAGACGCUCAAGACGCUGGCGAAGCAUCGAAGGAAUGACAAGGGGCGGAUCAUUUUUGGAUCCCAUCUGGCGUGGUUGCCUGAUCUUGCGCUGGAGUCGACUGCGAGGGAUGGGAAACAGCAAGAGUCGGCGCAGGUAUGGGUCGGGAUGCAGGUCGUCACUUCCUGA